AUGUCGGCAGGCCAGCACGACGCCAAACUCAGCGCGAGCGGCGCACACCGCGUGCCCGCGAAAACGUUUAUGGAUGGAUUACAUACGUUGGAGGAUGUACGCAAGUAUGCGCACGUUGGAUUUGAUGGGAACCUCUACCCUCCGACAUUUUAUCCGGCAGAAGUAAAUAAGCUUCCGCGCGCUCGUGCGGCGUUCCUUGUCCUUGCGAGGAACAGCGAUGCGGACGACUUGCGUGAGACAAUGCGUGCGGUGGAAGACAGGUUUAACCGCAAAUUUGGUUAUCCAUGGAUCUUUUUGAACAAUGAGCCGUUCGAUGACGACUUUAAAAAUGAGAUCAAGCGAUGGACGCGUGCCAAGGUAGAGUUUGGUGUGAUUCCCAAGGAGCACUGGAGCUAUCCCGACCACAUCGACCAGGUGCAUGCGGCUGCGCAGCGCGAGAUGCUGGAAGAAAACGAUGUGAUUUAUGGCGGCUCUGAGUCCUACCGCCACAUGUGCCGCUUCAACAGUGGAUUCUUUUAUGAUCAUCCGCUCACCCAGAACCUUGACUACUAUUGGCGUGUGGAGCCGGAGACCAGGCUAUAUUGCGAUAUUGACUACGACCCUUUCCUUUUCAUGUAUCUGAAUAACAAAAAGUAUGGGUUCACUAUCACCAUCCAGGAGUUUGAGGAGACGAUUCCCACACUCUGGCCAAAAACCCGCGAUUUCAUUGCGGACCAUCCGGAAUAUAUUGCCAAGGAUGAUGCGCGCUGGUUCAUCACCGACGAUGGCCCUGAUGGCAGUUUUGACCAGGACUACAACCUGUGCCACUUUUGGAGCAACUUUGAAAUUGCCGACCUCAACUUCUUCCGCGGCAAGGCGUACCGCGACUAUUUUGAAUUUCUCGAUAAAGACGGCGGUUUCUUCUAUGAGCGAUGGGGUGAUGCGCCUGUGCACAGCAUUGCUGCAUCUCUCUUCUUGAAUCGCUCAGAGCUGCACCACUUUGAGGAUAUCGGGUACUUUCACCCCGGCGCCACGCACUGCCCUGCAAACAAGCGCUUGUUCCACGACACGGGCAAAUGCCUCUGCAAGCCCGACGAGUCAGAUGACUUGGACGAGUAUCUAUGCAUGCGGCAAUGGUGGCGCACGUCCAUAGAAGGAGAGCCAAAGCGCGACUAA
This is a messenger RNA of Malassezia vespertilionis, 1155 nucleotides long. RefSeq lists its product as uncharacterized. Bases 1 to 1155 code for a protein of 384 amino acids. Gene Ontology annotation, molecular function: alpha-1,2-mannosyltransferase activity. Gene Ontology annotation, biological process: cell wall mannoprotein biosynthetic process; protein N-linked glycosylation. The record is from RefSeq and is a predicted model, not a curated record. Gene Ontology annotation, cellular component: membrane; Golgi apparatus. The transcript is spliced from 2 exons. Lineage: Eukaryota; Fungi; Basidiomycota; Malasseziomycetes; Malasseziales; Malasseziaceae.